Molecule: messenger RNA, 318 nt
Organism: Vitrella brassicaformis
Lineage: Eukaryota; Vitrellaceae
Source: the annotation of a GenBank genome assembly
AUGGGCAACACGCAAAACAGGGCUUCUCGCGAGGAUAGGGAGCUCAUAUAUCACGCGUUGCCAACGUCUGGCCUUCAUGGGAGCGACAUCCCUUCCUGCGACUACCUCUCCGUACACGACGCCGAUGUCUUCAAGAAGUACUUGGACGCCGAGGGCAGGAUCACCAACCAUGCUGUCUUCACCAACUGGGCGCUCGGCCUCAAGCUGCGGCAGGACGAGGCCUGGGGAUUCCCUGGCGGCUAGGUACCGCAGUGGCACUUGUUAUUGGACUGGGUGGCAAGCAAAGUGGCAAGAUCUGCUGAACACCGCAUCCAUCCG